AUGGAAGAACUCACGGCAUUCGUCUCCAAGUCUUUCGACCAGAAAGUGAAGGAGAAGAAAGAGGCCAUCACCUACCGGGAGGUGCUGGAGAGCGGGCCGCUGCGCGGGGCCAAGGAUCCGGGCGGCUGCGCGGAGCCCGGCCGCGACGACCCCGCAGUCCGGGCGGCCGGCGGAGGCGGCGGCGGCGGAGGAGGAGGCGGAGGCGGAGGAGGCGGAGGAGGCGGAGGAGGUGCAGGAGGAGGAGGAGGAGGUGGAGGAGGAGGAGGAGGAGGCGGAGGAGCUGGAGGAGGGCGCUCUCCGGCCCGCGAGCUGGACAUGGGCGCCGCCGAAAGGAGCAGGGAGCCGGGCAGCCCGCGGCUCACCGAGGUGUCCCCGGAGCUGAGGGAUCGGAAAGAGGAUGCGAAAGGGAUGGAGGACGAAGGCCAGACCAAGAUCAAGCAGCGGCGAAGUCGGACCAAUUUCACCCUGGAACAGCUCAACGAGCUGGAGAGGCUUUUCGAUGAGACCCACUACCCGGACGCCUUCAUGCGCGAGGAGCUGAGCCAGCGGCUGGGGCUGUCGGAGGCCCGAGUGCAGGUUUGGUUCCAAAAUCGAAGAGCUAAAUGUAGAAAACAAGAAAAUCAACUCCAUAAAGGCGUCCUCAUAGGGGCUGCCAGCCAGUUUGAAGCUUGUAGAGUUGCACCCUAUGUUAAUGUAGGUGCUCUAAGGAUGCCAUUUCAGCAGGAUAGUCAUUGCAACGUGACGCCCUUGUCCUUUCAGGUUCAGGCGCAGCUGCAGCUGGACAGCGCCGUGGCGCACGCGCACCACCACCUGCACCCGCACCUGGCCGCGCACGCGCCCUACAUGAUGUUCCCGGCGCCGCCCUUCGGACUGCCGCUGGCCACGCUGGCCGCCGACUCGGCCUCCGCCGCCUCCGUCGUGGCCGCCGCCGCCGCCGCCAAGACCACCAGCAAGAACUCCAGCAUCGCGGAUCUCAGACUGAAAGCCAAAAAGCACGCGGCCGCCCUGGGGCUGUGA
This is a messenger RNA of Pipistrellus nathusii (Nathusius's pipistrelle), 1017 nucleotides long. The record is from the annotation of a GenBank genome assembly. NCBI's taxonomy places the organism in Eukaryota, Metazoa, Chordata, Mammalia, Chiroptera, Vespertilionidae.